AUGCCCGGGACACUCACAGCAGCGCAGUCCUUCUACAUCGGGAUGGAGGUGCUGAUCGCCGUUUCGUCUGUGCUCGGGAAUGUGAUGGUGGUUUGGGCAGUAAAGAUAAACAAGUCACUCAGAGACACCACGUUUUGUUUCAUUGUGUCUCUCGCGCUCGCGGAUAUCGCAGUAGGAGCCCUAGUGAUACCCCUCGCAAUCACUAUCAGCAUCGGACUCCAAACUCAUUUCUAUAGCUGCCUGCUCGUGGCGUGCACGGUGCUGGUGCUCACACAAAGUUCUAUCCUGGCGCUGCUGGCCAUCGCUAUUGACCGUUACCUCAGGGUCAAGAUCCCCACCAGGUACAAGCGCGUGGUGACUCCUCGUAGAGCCGGUUUGGCUGUAGUGCUCUGCUGGACCGUUGCCUUCAUUGUGGGACUGACUCCGAUGUUGGGCUGGAACAACCUAUGGCGCCUGCAGCAGAACUCCUCCACUAUCUCCUCAGACCUCAUUAUCACCUGCCAGUUUGAAACAGUCAUCAGUAUGGACUACAUGGUGUACUUCAACUUUUUUGGAUGGGUUCUGCCCCCGCUGGUACUCAUGCUUGUUAUCUAUGCAGAGAUCUUCUACAUGAUCCACAAGCAGCUCAACAACAAGAAGAUCAAUACAAGUCAUUCAGAUCCAAACAAGUAUUACGACAAAGAGUUAAACCUCGCGAAAUCUUUGGCUCUUGUGCUCUUCCUGUUUGCGAUCAGCUGGCUGCCCUUACACAUCAUCAACUGCAUCACUCUAUUCUGUCCGGAGUGCAACAAACCAAUUGCUUUGCUCUACGUCGCCAUCUUGCUAACUCAUGGGAACUCUGCUGUCAACCCCAUCGUUUAUGCGUUCCGGAUCAAAAAGUUCCGCACGGCAUUCCAGAAAAUUUUGCAGCAGUAUUUUUGUUGCAAGGACCUUCCUGUCUUAGAAAUCCAGCCGAGUGAUAGGAAAGACAUGCCCCAGUCACCUCCUUCCAUGCAGAAACCCAUGCUCAAAUUGGAUAUUCCCCCCCAGAAUGGGCAGCGAGAUAAGGGGAACCAGGAGUCCAAAGACCAAGCACUGGAACAGAAUGCUGUAUAA
This is a messenger RNA of Boleophthalmus pectinirostris (great blue-spotted mudskipper), 1095 nucleotides long. It is a transcript of the gene adora1b, whose product is annotated as adenosine A1 receptor b. The transcript has 2 exons. Gene Ontology annotation, biological process: G protein-coupled adenosine receptor signaling pathway. Gene Ontology annotation, molecular function: G protein-coupled adenosine receptor activity. The record is from RefSeq and is a predicted model, not a curated record. Lineage: Eukaryota; Metazoa; Chordata; Actinopteri; Gobiiformes; Gobiidae. Bases 1 to 1095 code for a protein of 364 amino acids. Gene Ontology annotation, cellular component: membrane; synapse; dendrite.